GUCACGCCUUGUGCCACGCACGCCGCCCCGGCUGACGAUCGCCCGCGCUCCCCGCUCGCCUCUCGCGCCCCGAGCUUGCGAUGAACCCGGCUCGCUCUCCGCCGCCGCUACUGCUGCUGCCCCUGCUGCUGCCCCUGCUGCUCCUGCUGCUGGAGCCGCGACCCACGGCAGCCGCCAAGAUCCCCGAGGCGGAGGUGAAGGUGGAGGUGACGCACCGGCCAUUCCUGUGCCACCGCAAGAGCAAGCGAGGCGACCUCGUGGCGCUGUCCUACCGCGGCUUCCUCGAGAACGGGACCCGCUUCCACUCCACUGACGAGCACAACAAUGGCCACCCGGUGUGGGUGACGCUGGGGGUGGGCGAGGUGAUCCGGGGCUGGGACCGCGGCCUUGUGGGCAUGUGUGUGGGCGAGAAGCGGCGCCUCACCGUGCCGCCCACCCUCGCCUACGGCAAGGAGGGCAAGGGGCGAAUCCCGCCGGACGCGACGCUCAUCUUCGACAUGGAGCUGCACGAGAUCCGGAACGGCCCCCGCUCCCACGAGUCCUUCCAGGAGAUGGACCUCGACGACGACUGGAAGCUGUCGCGCAUCGAGGUGGAGGAGUACCUCCGCAAGGAGUUCUCCAAGUCCGGGGUGAACCACAACGAGUCGUACCAGGGCCUCGUCGAAGACAUCUUCACCAAGGAGGACGAGGAUGAGGACGGCUUCAUAUCAGCUCGCGAGUUCACCUACCGGCACGACGAGCUGUGACGCGCGAGGGCGGGCGAGCGAGCGGGUGGGCGAGUGGGCGGGCAGGCGAGCGGGUGGAGUGGGCAAGUGUGUGCGUGAGUGGUUGGGUGAGUUGGCAUAGUCAGGGGGCACAGGUGGUGCAUCGGCCAGUCAUCUAAGGCGGUCGACCAAUGGUCCCUGGGUCUGUACCGUGACCUCCUGCCAGCGGGCGUUCGAGACUUUAAGCGGCCUUAAAGUGCACCUGGCCUGGUGCAAGCGCCGUGUUGACGUCACGGCCACUUAGUGGCGAAUGGCGGUUGUUGUUGUUGGGCGAGUUGAGUGAGUGGAGUGAGUGUGCGAGCGGGUGGGUGAGUUAGUGAGUGGAGUGAGUGGCCGAGUGGGUCUGUAACCGAGUGAGAAAGUGAUUGAGCGAGUGGAUGGGUGAGCAACUCGGCGAGUGAUUAAGUGGGCGAGUGAUUUGGCCAAGGCCUGUGGGCGCUGAGGGCAAUACACCUCCUCUCCGUGAUACAGAAUUCUACUCAAAAUCUGAAAUUGGCCCACUGCCCGAAACAGCGGCUAGCUGCUGAGAAGUACGGUUAAAUAUCCCUCACGGCCCGCGUGGGGAGCGGUGGUGCAGCGCUACGAACCCAGCGACCGGGGUUGGAUUCCCACUCGCGGCCAACACCGGUGACGAUUAUCUGAAUCGGUCCUGGGCCUCCCCACUCGGGAGACAAUCGUGGCCGGGCGUAGUGCUGGCCACCCACCACUUCGUGUGCCGUGGUGCCGGUCUUCAUAGGUGAUAUUCGUUUGCCCCAACAGCGCUUGCCCCAACAGCGCUUGCCCCAACAGUCAGUUGAACUUUGUGUGAGUGGAGUUGGCAUGUUCUCUCCAUUCUGCAUGGGUUUCCUCCUGUCGCUAAACGUACAACGUAACCCGCAUCAGUCAAAUAUCCCAAUGCCCGAAAAAAUUACCUGCUUAUUACUCAGUUGGGAUUAUACACAGCAGCAACAUCAUCGCACCCAACCCCCGCCCCGGUGCCCCGGCAACGAAACACCUGACAGGACCCACGUGAACAUGAGACUUGAGAGAACUCGUGAGUUGCUGAGGCUUUCCCGAGCAAAGAAGGCGUUAUUGAUGAUAGGUUUACACCAUUUGAACCUCCUUUGCCAGUAGCAAAAUAUGAUAAUUGCUUUUUUACCCUUUUAUCUGGCAACAAAACUGACACCUUUUUUUACAAGGAGUCAUGUUUGCAUUGACCACAAUACCUGCGGGUCGGAAUGCAAACAAAAAACAUAACUCUGAUAAUGAUAUGCACUGUCCUUGAAAUUGAUUGGUCCACACCCGAGACAGCUUUUCUUAGAGCCUCGUCUCACAUGGUGUUGGACCAGAUGACGCUAAAAGGUGCAUUAUGAUAAUAGGUGUUUCCCUUUUCUGGCAAAGGGGGUCCCAUGAUGUAGCUGCUCACAUGGAUCUCUCAAUGUCCUGAUAGUGCGUUGUCCUUGUGCUGGUUGCCUUGUGGCGUCCUCUGGUCUAACACUGUUAGUGAGACGAGGCUCUUAAGAAAGCUGUCUCUGGUGUGGACCAAUCAGUUUAAAAGACGAUGCACCAUAUACUGUCAAAGCAUGUUUUUGUUUGCAUGUUCACCACAAGUAUGUGUGCUGAACAUGCAGACAUGAUUCCUCGCAACGGUUUCAGUUUGGUGUUUUAACAUCUUAACACCCGUUUUAGUAUUGCCAGAAAAGGGUAAAAACCUAUUAUCGUAAUGUAAGACUGGCAAAGGAGGACCCGUGAUGAAGGCGUAAUGAUCACACUGCAAUCCCGUACACGAGCAGCAGCUGUCUGCCCCCGGUCGCCAGGUGGCGAUGUUGGGUGAGACGAAGCAAAACCACUGCGGUCGACUAAGGGCCCCCCCCCCCCCAGUCUACACACCCACCCUGGUACACCUCUACAACGCAGGUGACCCCAUCGACCUUCACGCAAAUGAAAGUGGUCGCACAGCGCGCAUGCAAAAUGCAUCCCGCGCGCGUUUCGUUUGUAGUCCCUACCCCGCACCUGCGACUGGCACGGCUGGCUACGUACGGUGGGGAAGGAAGUUAAACGUAGAGACCGUCAAAUUUCGAUUUAAAGCUUUCGUGACUGCAGGGAUUUAUCUUCUUGGUUCUUUCGGUAAAGUCACGUAGAAUGGAAACAAUAAAAAUAAUAAAAUAAAACAUAAUAAAAUUAUUCUCACGACGUUUCGGCCACAACGCAAGCAGCCGUCAUCAGGUGAAGACCAGGUCUGUCGGGGAGACGCUUAUUUUUAAAUCCUUUAUAUUAAGUUCGCUUGCUUGCUUAGGACCGUGCAAAUCUUUCGGUCGUUUUUUAACCCACUUCCCGUGAUCCAAUCGAGCUGACAUUUUGCACACAGACUCGUGUGUGACAAUGCAUUUUCGUGAAAAAUUUUAAAAUAUUUAAUUACCAAUUGUUUAAUGCUGCCAGACAAUCAUCUGACCCAUAGGUGGCAGCCAUCUCAAGCCAGAGGACGAGAGGACUCUAGCCGCCCCGAUGCCAUGCAUAUAAAGGAUUUAUAGUGAAAAACUUUGUUUUUACGGGUUUACUUGUUAUUGUUUCCAUUCUACGUGACUUUACCGAAAGAACCAAGAAGGUAGAGACCGUCCUUUGACGGUGGCGAGGCCGUGAACGGCUUGCGUCACGGACCCGCCGACCCGAAAUUGACAUUGCCAGCCGCCGCCUGCGUCGGUGACGAAUACCCAAAGCACCGCUCCUGGUUCUCCCUCUCGGUCGACUGAGCUGUACUCGCGAGAACACAAAUACCACCCAGCGUGGCGCCGACCACACCGCCACACCACUCGCGUGCCGUGCCAAGCCCGUUAAUAGGUGCUCGCAAACAGGGCUUGCCCCAGUGGUCCGAUGGGUUAAACGGGGAGGGGGAGAAGAGACCCUUGUCACGUGCAGUUACAAUUUACACUGCGGCCGUGUCUGUGUGUGUGUGUACACGUGUCCCACGUGCUAAAUCACGCAGUGCUGUUUAGUAACGAUGAGGCACGUGCAGUGUGUGGGGAGACUUGCUUCCCAACGCCAAUGGCUCGUAACAUACCACGGUGGGUGGUGAUGGUGAAUUCGGUUUUCCAUAAAUCGGUGUAUUCCAUAAAUAGGCUAACGUUUAAAAAAAAAAUCUACAUUUGCCUUAGAAAUUAACACUCCAUAUGUAUUAUUAGUAGGGUUGUUAACAUGUUUUGUGCGGUUUUUUUAUUAUUGCAUUGCCGGUAACGGCACGAAAGUUUGAAGUCACCGGUUUUCCCGCGCGUGUAAAAAUGCCCAAGGACAAAAAUUCUUGAUACCGUUUUGGGGACGGCUUCAACCUCCUCCAAGACGUCUGGAGAUGCAUUCAAUGGGCCGAGCACUCCAGAGGUUUUAUACUUGAACGACCCAUUAGCAGCCCGGAGUUGUGUGGGCAUGUUAAGCGGUCUGCUCUUCGAAUGCUCCUCCAGUCUGCGUGGAAGAGUAGACCAAACACCCGCCUGCCGUCUGCCAGCAGUAGCGUGGGCAAGCAAUUGAAGGGCUGCCCCUUUAUCUUUGACGUGAAAGGGGAGGGCGAAUGUACCACGCGGUGACUUGUGCCGUCUGUACAUUCGCGGGUGCCAAUCCGGUGCAUUCAUUUCUAAAAUCCCACCAGAAUCAGGUGCCAGCGACAGAUAUAUCUAUAUUUUUUAGAACCGGUAACCAAAUCUGAAAACAGUUCCCCGGUUUACCGCCUAUAGGUUUAAGGACAAUUAUUAGCGGUCGUUCUUUCCGGCAGAAGCAGUCCGGAACGCCGACGCUCACCAAAGCAGUAUUAUCAAAGAGCUCCCAGGCUCGGUGAAACGUUCACAUCGUAGCAAACGUAAGUCGUGGGUUUUAGUCAACGACAGGUGCAGAUAAUAGCGAUUUCACGGUGCUAAAGUACGUUUCUGCUGGAGUCCUAGGACGACGCUUGCUUGCUGCCAAUAAGCUGUUAUAUAUAAAAGUAUUUCUGCGAAGCUGAGCGAUGUUCACGUGUCGGCUGUUGACGGUGCCGAAGUACAUUUCGUAACCGGCUCGGCGGCGAAGCAAGCGGCUCGCAAUCGUGGGGUGGGGGGGUGAGGAAGAGUGGCUGACUUUGCCCAUCAUCCCUCCUUCGAGAAGAUCAACAGGGGUUCGGUGCUGUGGAGAAGACUCGUCCCCACUGUAACAAUGUGGAUUUUUCAACCACUUUGCUCUGUGCGGCUGUACGAUGAACACUGGGUCAGUGAUGUUCGCUUGAGAGCAAGAAAUCACUUUAGGCUUUUUUUUUUACAAAGUACAUUUCACAUUGAUGGAACUGCCGGUGAUUAUAAAGUCACUUCUAUUUUUCUUUCUUGAAUGUUGCAAUUUUACAUGUUUGACGUAGAUUUUUUUAUGACUAACGGGGUUUUUGGUAUGACAACACUAAACUCAAAAGUGCCUUACAAACGAAAAAAGUCCAUACAAAUAAAACUA
Messenger RNA from Lethenteron reissneri (Far Eastern brook lamprey), 5201 nucleotides. Its product is annotated as peptidyl-prolyl cis-trans isomerase FKBP14-like. The record is from RefSeq and is a predicted model, not a curated record. Lineage: Eukaryota; Metazoa; Chordata; Hyperoartia; Petromyzontiformes; Petromyzontidae. Gene Ontology annotation, molecular function: calcium ion binding; peptidyl-prolyl cis-trans isomerase activity.